AUGGCCUCCCAAAUCUGCCAAGUCUACAACGUCGAAGCGUGCUUCACCAGCGGCACCCGUCACUUUGCCAUAUAUGUUGCCAUUGACAACGGCCCCGGACAACUCCUCCACGUCCGAUGCGCCGUUGGGAAAGCUGGCAUGAUGUUUGAGAGGCAGUAUUUUGUUGGCCAUGGGCCAGAAGCUCUCUCUACUUUCGUCACCAAAGUCCCCAUUGGCAGCGUCAGAAUGGAAGAUCUAGAUCGCCUUGCGGAUAUCUGCGGCGCUAUUGGCGCCCCUACCGCUCAGUACGUCAACAAUGCUUGCCAAUGUGCCACCUGGGUUCACCAAGCUCAACUGGCUGCCAUGGGCGCCGACCUUUUGAAGAUUGCAGCGGCCUUCCUGGUGUUCCCGAGGCGAAUCCUGGCCGAGUUGACAACAAAGGGCGAAUGGCUCGUGAUGAGACGCCCAGCAACUACAGUCGAAUUGCGUAUUGCAACAAUUCAGCAAACUCAGACAUCCUUUCGCAGCCAAAUCCCACAAUCCCUUGACAGCAAGACGAACGACUAUCAAGCCCACUCGAAAAUGAAACCAACCACAAAAGAGGGACGAAGAAAACUUGAUAGGCUUAUCAAAGAGAAUAAGACUCAUCCCCGAGUACUCGAAUUUCUUACCCACCCGGUGAAUGUCGCUAAUGAUACUCGUACCAUUCUGGACACGAGAUACGACCCCAAUCUCCAGUCGGCUGAUAGGACAGGGCCAUGUAACGAAGCCAUUAUACCUAUUAAUCAGGCACUGGACCUUAUGAAUCUUACUCAGAAGGACCGACUGGAAGCCUAUGAAAUUCUCCGUUGGAAGUUUAGGUGUUCGAGCUCGGACCCGGACACAAAUCUGAUAUGUUGUCAGGAAAAAAAGGAGGCCGGGGAGUUCGGACCAUUCGCCCUCCUUCAUGUCAAGCCGGGCGACGGAUACCAGGGAAAGUUGAUGGGCGGCCCUUGCGCUGAGUGCACGAGCAGAGAUUUACAUAAUCAACGCUAUUCAUAA
Molecule: messenger RNA, 1020 nt
Organism: Trichoderma virens Gv29-8
Lineage: Eukaryota; Fungi; Ascomycota; Sordariomycetes; Hypocreales; Hypocreaceae
Exons: 4
Coding region: 1-1020 (339 amino acids)
Source: RefSeq, a predicted model, not a curated record